AGCUCCUGAGGAACCACAUACACGCGCACAGUUCGUUCGCAUUUGAACAUAGGCAGCUCAUAGAUUUUCCAUUUGGCUUUAAAAAAGAAACGGGAGGAUGUGGUUGACGAGGACGUCGCUCCUAUUGGUACUAGUCGGGCUAGCGAGCUCUGAGAAAAAUAAUGAGGACGAUGCGUCCAGCGUCUUCAUCGAGGAAGCUAAGAACCUCUUCUCUCAGAAGACGCUCGAGGACAUGGCCCAGACGUUUGCGCAAUCAGAUACCGGCAAGCAAGUUCGCGACAUGAUGUUCGACAAAAGAUCCACGACGGACGGUGUCGGCCAGAUCAUCUCCGGGCUCAGUAGUUUGAUGACAGGUGGACAAAAUAAUCAAGGCUUCGACAUAUCAAUGGUGGGUUCGAUUCUGAGCGCCUUGAAUACUGGUAAGAGGUCGGCGAGAGACACGGAACAUAAAGAGGAAUCCGGCAUAGACUGGGGCAGCAUAGUCAGCAUGGGCAGCAUGUUCUUGCAACAAAAUGCGAACAACGACGUGACAUUGGGUCUCGUGCCAAUGCUUCUAGAUGCUCUGGGUCACGGAAUGAACGACAACGAUGCCGGGUCUAAAGAUCAUUCCGGGCACUCCUGGUGGUUGCCGCCGGUAUUGGAGAACGCGCACAUCAUGUGGGAGCACUUCAGCAAUUCGGAACUCGGGCAAACGUUAUGGAAGAACAGCGGUCUGUCAACAGUAAUUGCUCAAAUGAUGGACGAGAGAGGUAACAUCAUGUGGGAGAAGAUCCUGGACAGUUUCGAGAAUCCUUCUAUACGUCGAAGGUGGAUCAAGUCGCUCACGAAUUUUGUGGCCGAAUGGAUCUCUCACGUUUCCGAGCCGGUGAAUCAGCAACGUUACCUCACGACUGCGCAAUUCGUCGGUAAUAGCUUCCUAAAAUCUCAGGGAUUCCCAAAAUCAAUGAUGUUCGAUGCCACAAAACCAGUGGAGAGUAUCUCCAGAUUGGCCAACGGAAUGGCGAAGAGGUACCUGAACAUGAAGAUCGACAGCUCGCAAUACGUAAGGCCGGCGAUAGCGUAUUUCCAGGAAUUAGUAAGCUUGGCCUCCGAAAAAGGAUUCAUUAUGUCCCGAGUGAAUGCACGAGAGCUAAGCAACAGACUGAGCGAAAUUAUUAACAAUGAUAUCAUCGGUCCCAUUCUCAAGUCGUAUCGAGCAUACAAAUGGGCGACGAAGGUGCCGCAAUGUGCUAGUCAAAUCUUAUGUACCAUAAAUGAGAAGAGUCUGCAACGAGAGGACGACGGCAACGAGGUAUUUGCACGCGUACGCAGUGCACUCUUGAGGGUAGCAAGUUUCCCCGCGGCUUGGGCAGUCAGUAAUAAGUUAGGAACUAAUUUCUGGCCCCUCUACGGAGCCAUCAUGGAUCAAGAGGGAUGCAUCAGCAAAUACCCAGCAGAUUGCACUGCUUUCCACGAAGAGGAGAUCAGAGUGACUACGGAAAACAUUCAUAGCGAACUUUGAGUUUAGCUCGUUAGUAAUCUGCGAAAGACAUUGAUUGCUAAGUCGCCUCUAAGAUUAGAAAGACGUCCCGCGAAGCCGUGUCCUUAUCUAUUCUAUAAUUCUGUCGUAUUUAUUGUACGAAAUAAAAUGCGCCUAACAAAAUUACAUUGACGAUUGCGCUGAUUUGAUAGAAGCGACUAGACUAUUAAGGAGUGUCUUUUCAUUUUCUUUACGUGUACAAAUUAAAAUGGUAUAAAAUAUCAAUUAAUAUUAAAUGUUAAUAAAAGAGAGACAAAAACCAGACAAUGCCGUGAAGAUCUAUAGAAGACGUUCUUAUCUUAUGAAUGUCUAAACAUCUCUAAUGUGGUCUGACCUUUAUAUUAUUUAUAAAUAAGUGCGUGCUUGAGAAUCCAAGGUUCUCAUAAGAAGCAUAUGAUGUAUGCGAAAGGCUUCCGAUUUUUUCCACUUAUUUAACGGAUAAUUACAUUUGUAGUUAAGAAUUACGUUUAAAAACUGCGUUUUAAAUUUAAUACUUCUCUUAAUGACAUUAAAAAAUGAAAUCAAUACUUUUUAAUGACACUUUAAUUACAUAUUUAAUUUUUAACAUAAAUUGGUGUCAUAAUUUUAUCAUUUCAUACGCACGUAUUAUUUUUCUGAGUAAUGCUUUAAUUGUUGCAAACUGCAAUGAUCUCAUUCGUGUAAUUGAAAUGAUAGAAAUGUCAUGCGAUAUUUUCUUCUUAAAGUCAAAUAAUAGAUGCGUAAGAUCAUCGAUAAUAACACAAAAAAGUCGUUUACUCGUUUCUCCGAUUUUAAAUUUGUCGAAAGUAAUUAGUGUGCUACCAAUGUGAUAAAUCUAUAAUUCAUCAAUCACGGAAUAAUCACGGAAUAAAAUUGAACUUGUUAAAUAUCAAAAGAUUUACUUUCAGAUUCAAACGUCAUUAAGAGAAAUUUUAAAACAUUUGAUAUUAAUUAUUAAUGUCACGCAAACUGCUCAAAACUGCGCAAAAAGAGCGUAUUUAAUAAAUAGGCACGCAAAUAAUAUCGUGCGAAAAUAAUAUCGUAAAUACGCCCGAAUGAUACGGAUUACAAUCUCUAAUGAAGAGCUGUUGAAUCGACAGCGUUAUUCAAAUUACAAUUUCUUUUAAUUAUACUUAUAUAAUAUAUAAUUAUCGAUUUAGAUGAAAGGAAGUGCAGUCAUGAAUACCGUUGUGCAUGCUGCACUUUAUAUUUUAGCGCGUCUCCGCGAUUUUUCUUCGCGAAUAAAAUAACACAUGGUGCUCAAAUCUCUAUACAUAUAUAUAAGUAUAAAUAUUGUAUUAAUAAUUGUAUCUAUAUGAAUUAUAUAUCGUGUCUUUCCUCUUGUUC
This is a messenger RNA of Wasmannia auropunctata (little fire ant), 2845 nucleotides long. RefSeq lists its product as uncharacterized. NCBI's taxonomy places the organism in Eukaryota, Metazoa, Arthropoda, Insecta, Hymenoptera, Formicidae. The transcript is spliced from 7 exons. The record is from RefSeq and is a predicted model, not a curated record. The coding region runs from base 98 to 1501 and encodes 467 amino acids.